Molecule: messenger RNA, 257 nt
Organism: Paramecium pentaurelia
Lineage: Eukaryota; Ciliophora; Oligohymenophorea; Peniculida; Parameciidae
Source: the annotation of a GenBank genome assembly
AUGGGAUUUAUAACAUCAUUUCUAUGUUACUUCAUACCUGGUGUUGGAUUAGCUUCAUACUAUUCAUUCAGAUUAGGUCCUUAAUUACCAAUUGCAUGUAGAAAGAUGGGGUAUUACUUAACAUUAUUAGUGAUAACGCAUUGGAUUGGGUUAUGGUGCUUUCAAAGCAAUUUUAAAAAUUAAUUUACCAAAAGAUAUUGUUAAAUCAAAUGAAUUUAUUAAAUUGAUGAGGUAUUUAGAAUAACUUAUGUUUAGAC